Molecule: messenger RNA, 1122 nt
Organism: Dentiscutata heterogama
Lineage: Eukaryota; Fungi; Glomeromycota; Glomeromycetes; Diversisporales; Gigasporaceae
Source: the annotation of a GenBank genome assembly
AUGAAUCAAAAAGUAGGAGACGAUUAUAGCACAAACUAUCAUGUUUAUACUAAUUGCAAUUCUGAAAGCGUUUCAGAGCUGCCUAUAGAUAAUAUGAAAAUCUUUGAAGAACGUCUUAGGCGUUACGAAUAUGAAGUAGAUCAAAUUAGUAAUACAUCAACAUUAAUAGACAGAAUUUCAUAUUUACGGAAAAACAGAGAAAAUAAUGUAUCAAAGGCAAUCAUUAAUAUUGAAGAUUCAAUGAAUGUUGAUAUUUGCUUUGUUCUGGAUUGUACAAGCUCUAUGAUUGAUCAUAUCAAAGCAGCGAAAGAGCAUAUAUCAAAAGUAACUAGUUACGUAAACAACAAUAAUUCAAAUAUCGAAUUCUGGGUUGGUUUAUGUGGAUAUCGUGAUCACUGCGACGAUCUUCGUCUGCAGAUUUUUGAUUUUACUAACUCACUCAAGAAAUUUCAAACAUAUAUGACUAAUAAAGUAAAGGCUGAAGGUGGUGGUGAUUAUCCAGAAGACGUCUUGGGUGGUCUUGAUGCUGCGAUAACUGAAAUGUUAUGGAGCAAUGGACUCGUGUUCUUAUUCAUAUCGGCGAUGCGCCACCACAUGGCCGUCGUUUUACCGACUUAUAUGACGAUUAUCCAGACGACUACUGGAAAUAAUCCUGAGAAAUUAGUCAAUAAAUUUUGCAAUGCUACUAGUUCAGCCAUCUUUUCUUCUAUUACAUUAACCACAACUUUAAGAAGCUCAAAAAAUAUAUACUCUUUGCAACGAAAGAAGCUUCAAAUCAAUCCACAUGAACCUGAUUGGACCAUUCUUCCAGAGAAAACAGGAAAACUUUUAUAUUAUAAUUUGCCUAAAACUUUGGCUGAAGUUAAAGAUGAACAUUAUUUUAUCAAUUCAAGCUUUACUGAACAAGGCAUUUCUUUUAAACUUGCAACGCAACCAUUUUCCAUCGGUGCUGAACGAUAUGCUUAUUUCGCACUUGAUACAAGCCUUGAACAAGCCAAUAAAUUAUUGGCAUUUGCUCAUUUUACGUACCAAUACAGUGAAGGAUAUUUGGCAGUUUAUGACUUACAAGGUGUUGAACUCGAUAAUGAGUUCUUGUUAACAGAUCCAGCUAUACAUUAUUAA